Terrapene triunguis (Three-toed box turtle) is the source of this 458-nucleotide messenger RNA. RefSeq names its product NOTCH regulated ankyrin repeat protein (gene NRARP). The transcript has a single exon. Gene Ontology annotation, cellular component: cytoplasm. The coding region runs from base 53 to 397 and encodes 114 amino acids. Gene Ontology annotation, molecular function: phosphatase regulator activity; enzyme inhibitor activity; protein binding. The record is from RefSeq and is a predicted model, not a curated record. Lineage: Eukaryota; Metazoa; Chordata; Testudines; Emydidae.
CCUGCGCCCGCCCGGCACCGCUGCGCCCGGAUCCAGCUGCCCGGCCGCGGCCAUGAGCCAGACGGAGCUGUCCACCUGCUCGGCCCCGCAGAGCCAGCGCAUCUUCCAGGAGGCGGUGCGCAAGGGCAACACCAAGGAGCUGCAGUCGCUGCUGCAGAACAUGACGAACUGCGAGUUCAACGUGAACUCGUUCGGGCCCGAGGGGCAGACGGCCCUGCACCAGUCCGUCAUCGACGGCAACCUGGAGCUCGUCAAGCUGCUCGUCAAGUUCGGCGCGGACAUCCGCCUGGCCAACCGCGACGGCUGGAGCGCGCUGCACAUCGCCGCCUUCGGGGGCCACCAGGACAUCGUGCUCUACCUGAUCACCAAGGCCAAGUACUCCGCGGGCAGCCGGUGACGCUGCGGCCGCCGGGGCCGGGCACUGGCUCCUCGCGGGACAGGCUGGGCUGGCGGCCUGA